AUGGCUCCUCCAGCAGUAUUAAAAAAGACCGGUGUUGUUUAUGGUCAAGAUGUUAAGGACUUAUUUGACUAUGCACAAGAAAAAGGAUUUGCUAUUCCAGCUAUUAACGUUACUUCCUCAUCUACUGUUGUCGCAGCUUUAGAAGCCGCAAGGGAUAACAAAUCACCAAUCAUUUUGCAAACUUCUCAAGGUGGUGCCGCUUAUUUUGCAGGUAAAGGUGUCAAUAACAAGAACCAAGAAGCUUCUAUUGCUGGUUCGAUUGCUGCUGCUCACUAUAUCAGAUCAAUUGCUCCCACAUAUGGUAUCCCAGUCGUUUUGCACACCGACCACUGUGCUAAAAAAUUAUUACCAUGGUUCGACGGUAUGUUGAAGGCCGAUGAAGAGUUUUUCGCCCAAAAUGGUAUUCCAUUAUUUUCAUCCCACAUGUUGGACCUCUCAGAGGAAAGCGACGAGGAAAAUAUUGGUACUUGUGCUAAAUACUUUGAAAGAAUGGCCAAGAUGAACCAAUGGUUGGAAAUGGAAAUUGGUAUUACCGGUGGUGAAGAAGACGGUGUCAACAAUGAACACGUGCAAAAGGAAUCCUUGUACACUUUGCCAGAAACAGUUUUCAAAGUUUAUGAAACGUUAUCCAAGAUUGCUCCAAAUUUCUCCAUUGCUGCUGCUUUUGGUAACGUUCAUGGUGUUUACAAACCAGGUAACGUUCAAUUGAAACCAGAAAUCUUGGGUGACCACCAAGAAUACGCUAAAAAACAACUUGGAACUAGUGCUAAACACCCAUUAUACUUGGUUUUCCACGGUGGUUCUGGUUCAACACAACAUGAAUUUGAUGUUGCCAUCAAGAAUGGUGUGGUUAAGGUCAACUUGGAUACCGAUUGUCAAUACGCUUACUUGACCGGUAUCAGAGACUAUAUCGUGAAAAACAUUGAAUAUUUGAAAACACCAGUUGGUAACCCAGACGGUGACGACAAACCAAACAAGAAAUACUUUGACCCAAGAGUCUGGGUUAGAGCCGGUGAAGUCACCAUGUCCAAGAGAAUCGAAGAAGCUUUGGAAAUUUUCCACACUAAGAACCAGUUAGCAUAA
Messenger RNA from Lodderomyces oxycetoniae, 1083 nucleotides. It is a transcript of the gene FBA1, whose product is annotated as fructose-bisphosphate aldolase. Bases 1 to 1083 code for a protein of 360 amino acids. Gene Ontology annotation, biological process: gluconeogenesis; glycolytic process. The record is from RefSeq and is a predicted model, not a curated record. Gene Ontology annotation, cellular component: cytosol. Gene Ontology annotation, molecular function: fructose-bisphosphate aldolase activity; zinc ion binding. The transcript has a single exon. NCBI's taxonomy places the organism in Eukaryota, Fungi, Ascomycota, Pichiomycetes, Serinales, Debaryomycetaceae.